CGAGAUCAAAGCUCAAAGUAUAUUUGUGGUCACUCAAUGGAGUUUGAGAAUGAAAAUUCGCAUUGGAACAUUUUAUGAGGUCAGGGUGUUACUACAAAAUUGUACGCUUAUACUUGGUUGGAUUAUUUGCUUGAUUUGAAGAUUGUUUUCGUCUGGGGCUUGUACUGUUGGUGAUUGUUGUUUGUUGCUUUUCUUAACAGAUAUUCUCUUCAAAUGUCACUGACUGGACCUCAACUUCUUCCCCUUGAACUGGUUGACAAAUGUAUAGGUUCCAAGAUUCAUAUAAUCAUGAAAAAUGAUAAAGAAAUGGUGGGAACCUUGCUUGGCUUUGAUGGUUACGUAAAUAUGGUCUUGGCUGACGUUACUGAAUUUGAGUUUACAGCCCAAGGUAAACGUAUAACAAAACUGCCACAUAUUUUGCUGAAUGGUAGUAACAUUGUUAUGAUGGUGCCUGGUGGAGAAGGUCCUGAAAUUUAAACUAUAUGGUAUUUUCACUGUAUAUAAAAUAAAUACAAUAAUAAAUUGUUCGUAACAUUG
Molecule: messenger RNA, 537 nt
Organism: Schistosoma margrebowiei
Lineage: Eukaryota; Metazoa; Platyhelminthes; Trematoda; Strigeidida; Schistosomatidae
Source: the annotation of a GenBank genome assembly